AUGCCUGGCUUCUUUUCCACUCUUCUGGCUCUCGCUGCCACUGUCGCUGCCGUUCCGACUUCCAAGCAGCCUUCGUGCCCUGCUGUCUCUCAAAAUGCCAACUUUGAUGACUUGACUGCCCUCCCGCUCGUCAACCUCAGCCCUGUCCCCACUCCUUACAAGGGCCUUUACUUCCAGGCAUUUGACUUCGCCACAGUCAUCCAGACCGGUCUGCUCCCUGGCCCCGUUCCCCACUCCGGCUCCAACUAUGCGUUCGCCAACCUCGUGUCUGAGCUCCAGGGUACUCCCAUGAUCACCACCAAUUACCAAGACAGCAAGACCAAGUCCUUCGACCUCAAGGACUUCUACUUCUCUUGCGUCCUCAACCUUGGCCAAGGCGCCACUGCCCUCAACCAGGCUUGCAAUGUCGAGGUGACCGGAUACCAGGGCAGCGACAACUCUGUCAGCAAUGCCAAGCAGGUCUGCUCCCAGCAGUUCCAAUUCAACCCCAGCUCUGCUCUUGCUGUUCAGCAGCUUGCUUACUCUGGUCCUGUCAAGGGCUGUGAGGAUAUUCAGUUUGCUGUUUUCACUUUCUCUGUUCCUGGUGGAGAGGCUGCUGUCAACACGUUGAACGGUCUGGUCAUUGACGAUGUCAGAGUCAACACUCGCACAUGCUAA
Aureobasidium pullulans EXF-150 is the source of this 657-nucleotide messenger RNA. RefSeq lists its product as uncharacterized. The coding region runs from base 1 to 657 and encodes 218 amino acids. The transcript is spliced from 3 exons. Lineage: Eukaryota; Fungi; Ascomycota; Dothideomycetes; Dothideales; Saccotheciaceae. The record is from RefSeq and is a predicted model, not a curated record.